AUGGGCGACAUACUUACACAAAUUCAAGACGAGCUGGACAUGCCGCAAACCCUCUGCUGCACCGCCCGCGCCCCCUCCCCAGCCCUCCCAAGAAGAAUUCCAAAAGAUAUAGCGGAAUUGAGUAGAGAUAUGGUGCUCAAGGAGCAGCAGAUCGAAGUGCUGAUUGCAAGUUUGCCAGGCUUGGAUAAGAGUGAGGCGGAACAGGUGGCGCGGAUGAAGGAGUUGGAGAAAGAACUGGAGGGAUUGGAGGGGGAGAGGCUGAGGGCGGUUGAGGAGAAGGAGGCUCUGGUGAAGAAGGUGGAGGGGAAAAUUCUCAAGGCGGGGAAGAUGGGGUCAUGA
Didymosphaeria variabile is the source of this 339-nucleotide messenger RNA. It is a transcript of the gene SRB7, whose product is annotated as RNA polymerase II mediator complex subunit. Bases 1 to 339 code for a protein of 112 amino acids. Gene Ontology annotation, molecular function: transcription coregulator activity. The transcript has 2 exons. Lineage: Eukaryota; Fungi; Ascomycota; Dothideomycetes; Pleosporales; Didymosphaeriaceae. Gene Ontology annotation, cellular component: mediator complex. Gene Ontology annotation, biological process: regulation of transcription by RNA polymerase II. The record is from RefSeq and is a predicted model, not a curated record.